Molecule: messenger RNA, 414 nt
Organism: Aspergillus oryzae RIB40
Lineage: Eukaryota; Fungi; Ascomycota; Eurotiomycetes; Eurotiales; Aspergillaceae
Exons: 3
Coding region: 1-414 (137 amino acids)
Source: RefSeq, a predicted model, not a curated record
AUGAAGGCCCCUUACUUUAUCGCUUUUCUUGCCGCCGCCGUCUCGGCGCAGAAUGCUUUCAUUGGACUUCCUAAGAAAGACCAGGAGAUCACUGCAGGAGAGAAUCUAGUUGUUCAGGUUCAGCGCCCGAACUCUUUAACUGGUUCCGAGGAGAUGGGUGUCGCAAUUGGCGUGGCAUCCUGCCCCGAAAGACCCUGCAUGGCUCCGAAAGACACACUGGGCACUCUGCUCUAUAACGGGCCCUUCAAGCCCGAGUACCACGAUAGCUCGCCUCCUUAUCAGAACUUCACCGUGACGAUCCCAGACUCCAUAGCCAAGGGAGACGCACAGAUCAACGUCGCCCAUGUGGCAAUUGUCGGGGCGAGCGCAUGGCCAUAUUUAGACCUGCUCAAUCAGACUGUUGUUGUUGCUUAG